GCAAUCCUCAUCAGAGGGUACUCACCUGGACUACCUUUAACCGGACCUCUAGGUCCACUGUUUGGUAUGGCACAGAGAGGCUGAACAAAGUUGCCUACGGCGACCAUGGCACUCUCUUCACCGAUGGCGGCCCCGAGAAGAGGUCAAUGUACAUUCACCGAGUGUACCUCAAUGAUCUGGAGCCCAACACCACGUACAAGUACCACGUUGGCUCUGAACUCGGCUGGAGUGAGCUAUUCCUCUUUCGGACUUUUCCUGACGGCUACCAGUGGUCGCCACGGUUCGCAGUGUACGGCGAUCUGGGCAAUGACAAUGCACAAGCGAUGGGACGGCUGCAGAUGGAGGCGCAGAAUGGACAGUACGAUUUCGUGUGGCACUUGGGAGAUUUUGCCUACAAUUUAGAGGACGACAAUGCCAAAGUGGGCGAUGAAUUUAUGCGCCAGAUUGAGCCUAUUGCCGCUUAUGUUCCCUACCUGGUGACGCCAGGAAACCACGAAGAGGCAUACAACUUCUCCAACUACGACAAUCGUUUCACAAUGCACUCUAACACUGGUAACGAAGCAAUCUCCAACUUUUUCUGGAGCCAAAACAUCGGCCCUGUUCACCUGAUUUCUAUCAGCACCGAGUUUUACUACUUUCCAAAGUGGUAUGGCGCUUUACAACUAGACAACCAAUUUCGAUGGCUUGAGGCAGACUUGGAGAAAGCAAAUCGACCUGAAAACAGAGCCCGACAGCCGUGGAUCAUCGUCGGCGGCCACCGGCCAUUCUACGUUAACACCUACAUUGACAGGAAGUUGCAAACGGCCUUUGAGGAGCUUUUCUGGAGAACUGGAGUUGAUAUUUACAUGGCUGGCCAUGAGCACAUUUUCGAUCUGAGCUACCCGGUGUACAGGGAACAGGUGAAGGGCAAAUCGUUCGCCAAUCCAGCGGCGACCAUUUACAUUAUCAGCGGUUCGGCGGGCUGUAUCGCCAAUAUCUCCGAAUUCAGUGCCUGGCCACCGCCGUACACGGCCAAAGUGAGUGGUGAGUACGGUUUCAGCAGCAUGACCGUCAUCAACGCCACGACCAUUCACUUUCAGCAAAUUAACCAUGAACAGGCGUUUUUUGAGGUGGUGCACGACAUGUACAUCACCAAAGAGAAGCACGGCCCCUACCACUGA
Molecule: messenger RNA, 1160 nt
Organism: Rhagoletis zephyria (snowberry fruit fly)
Lineage: Eukaryota; Metazoa; Arthropoda; Insecta; Diptera; Tephritidae
Source: RefSeq, a predicted model, not a curated record